GCGUGACAACGCUUUUUUUUUUCCGGAAAGGCACUUGUGAAGCGAGGCCCAUGUGGUUGUCAAGCGGUUUACUCACUUCGGCACUUUAGAGAGCUUUAAGUCUGCGAUUUCAGCACCUGAAUGUUCGUGAAGGACAGUUUAAGAAGAUGCUGCUAGAAGCGCUGGACGGUGAUGAGACGGUUGUGUUUGCAGCCGCUGCCGCCUCUGUACAAGUUCAGGUGGAACCUGUGGGUCGAUGGCUCGAGGCCUAUGUGAAGAGACGGAACAGAACUACGUCUGCCUCUUUCCAGGAGCUGGAGGAAGAGGAGGUUUCAUCUGAGGAGUCGGACGAUGAAGAUUUUCAGCUGCAGGAGCAUUCGUUGCUCCGCACGCUGGACCCCAAAGACUGGAAGAAUCAGGAUCACUAUGCUGUCCUCGGGCUCCCACACUUGAGGUACAAAGCCACACAGAGACAGAUCAAAGCUGCCCACAAAGCGAUUGUGUUGAAGCAUCAUCCUGACAAAAGGAAAGCAGCUGGUGAGCAGAUUGUAGAAGGAGACAACGACUACUUCACCUGUAUAACUAAAGCUAUAGAAACCCUGUCGGAUCCUGUGAAGAGAAGAGCCUUUGACAGCGUAGAUCCAACCUUUGACAACACUGUGCCGUCAAAGAACGAAGGCAAAGAAAAGUUUUUCGAAGUGUUUGCUCCAGUUUUUGAGAGAAACGCAAGAUGGUCUUCCAAAAAGCAUGUUGCCAAACUUGGCACCAUGGAGUCAUCGUUUGAAGAGGUGGAUAAUUUUUACUCUUUUUGGUACAACUUUGACUCAUGGAGGGAAUUCUCUUACCUGGAUGAAGAGGAGAAGGAAAAGGCUGAAUGUCGAGACGAGAGGAGGUGGAUUGAAAAGCAGAAUCGAGCCUCCAGAGCUCAGAGGAAGAAGGAGGAGAUGAACAGAAUACGAACACUAGUUGAUACUGCCUACAGUUAUGACCCUAGAAUAAAGAAAUUCAAAGAAGAGGAAAAAGCCCGGAAGGAGUCUGAGAAGAAGGCCAAAGUUGAAGCCAAGAGAAGAGAGCAGGAGGAGAAGGAGCGGGCCCGUCAGGCAGAGCUGGAGGUAGCUCGUUUGGCAAAGGAGAAGGAAGAAGAGGAGGCCAAACAGGUAGCUCAGCAGGCAAAGAAAGAGAAGGAUAUCCAGAAGAAGGCCAUCAAGAAGGAGAGACAGAAACUUAGGACCACCUGCAAGAACUGGAGCUACUUUGCUGACAAUGAAGCUGACAAUGUGAAAAUGAUGGAGGAGGUGGAGAAGCUCUGUGACAGACUAGAGCUCACCAGUCUGCAGUCUCUUAAUGAAAUCCUGGCCUCCGGCUCCAAAGAGGAAAGCAAGUCUGCUGUGGAGAAGCAGGUGCAAGAGGUGAACGCUCAGCUGCAGAGGGAGAGGGAGGCUGAGAUCCAGGCACGACAGGCGGCUCGCAGUGCCGAACAGGCCAGCGGUGGAGGAGGCGGUGGUGGAAAGGGCUGGAACGAGGAAGACCUCCAGCUUCUCAUUAAAGCUGUCAACCUGUUUCCUGCUGGAACCAACGCCAGAUGGGAAGUUAUCGCCAACUACAUGAACCUACACUCCACUAGUGGCAUGAAGAGGACAGCCAAAGAUGUCAUCAACAAAGCCAAGAAUCUCCAACGACUUGAUCCAGGACAGAAAGAUGAGAUCAACAAAAAAGCCUACGAGAAGUUCAAGAAGGAACACGGGUCAGUGCUACCAACCAUAGACAACGCUGUGCCCUCAGAGAGGUUUGAUGCUUCUGGUGGCGAUGGUAACGCUGCACCUUGGACCACAGAGGAGCAGAAGCUUCUGGAACAGGCUCUGAAGACGUACCCAGUCAGCACACCCGAGCGGUGGGAGAAGAUAGCUGCUGCCGUCCCAGGACGAAACAAGAAAGACUGUAUGAAGAGGUACAAGGAACUGGUGGAGAUGGUUAAAGCAAAGAAAGCUGCUCUGGAACAAGUGGCAGGCAAGAGUAAAAAAUGA
Molecule: messenger RNA, 2003 nt
Organism: Solea senegalensis (Senegalese sole)
Lineage: Eukaryota; Metazoa; Chordata; Actinopteri; Pleuronectiformes; Soleidae
Gene: dnajc2
Product: DnaJ (Hsp40) homolog, subfamily C, member 2
Exons: 16
Coding region: 147-2003 (618 amino acids)
Biological process (GO): 'de novo' cotranslational protein folding; regulation of translational fidelity
Cellular component (GO): cytosol
Molecular function (GO): Hsp70 protein binding; ribosome binding
Source: RefSeq, a predicted model, not a curated record